Petromyzon marinus (sea lamprey) is the source of this 4035-nucleotide messenger RNA. Lineage: Eukaryota; Metazoa; Chordata; Hyperoartia; Petromyzontiformes; Petromyzontidae. The record is from RefSeq and is a predicted model, not a curated record.
GCGUCUCUCCUCCCACCACCACGGCCGGAUACAGGAGUAGCCUUAGCGAGAUCCUGUCCGGUUCAAGUCGGGGUUCAAGGGGUAGCUUUAAAAGAGAGGAGAGUUGACGACUUCUUCAAUAAACCCGCAGACUUCUUGUACCGCCAGACUGCCCACAAACAUCUCAACCAACAUCACCACCACCACCGCUGUCUCGCCCACCACCACCAGCCGCUAUCCGGGGCUGCGAGUUCCGUGCCGUGCUGCAGCCUGUAGGGGUUUGUUGUUUAAUCUCGGGGUGGAUUUCUUUUUUUAAAGUCCGCUCAGUGUCGCCGCGGGCGCGUUUUAAAGAUCGGCGUUCAGUGAUUACACGGUUAAAAUAAAAACAAACUUUUUUUUUGUUUGGGGGGUUAGGGAGGCGGAUAAAACCCGCCGCUUGUCUCCGCAGGAUAUCAAGUUCGAAAGCUUUGAAGUCGAGAGAUUGCCAGGGAUGGAAUGUAGCCGUGCCGGUAUAAAUGUGGCACCACGGUGGUGAUGCAGUCAUUUCAUGGGAUUCUUUCGCCACUGGACGACAUUUGCCUUUAAGCUGGCAAAUACUACGGUCAAGUAUAUUUAGAUAUAUAUUUAAAGUGUAAGUAACACAGACUGCCCGUCAUUCGUAAGGCUCUUUUCAGAGCGCUUCACGGACACACUGCCGUUUUUAUAUUGUAAAAAACAACAACACAUCGGACAUGAUGUAUACGCCAUACGGUAUAUGGAUAGUGCUGCGUGUUGCUGGCCGCUUGGCGUUUGAAGGAGGAGGAGGAGGAGGGGUGGGGGUAUCCUUUGGAAACGUGAUUCCAAACAUACAGCUUCACGGUUAUACACGUUCCCACUGGAUGACGGACAGGACACGGAGCCGUCCGAUUGCCACUCUGCGUCGACCCGCGGCGGGCUCUGCUGGCCGCUUGGCCGUUCGGAGGAGGGACGGGGAAGCCUCUGGAACGUCUCUGGCACCGGCAAAAAAAAAAACCGUGAAUUCAAAAACGCACAGCUGACGGCCAACCCAGUCGCUUGCCCGUCGACGACGGUGACGAGCGACAAAACGGGGUCGCGAUGAACGUUCGAGGGUGCCGACUCGCGUGCGCAGCCCUCUGCUUCGUCUCGGCCGCGACCGCGUGCGAACCUUGGUCCGUGACCGCGGACGUCUCCACGACCACCGGCCACCUCCAUCGCUUCUGGAGCAGCACGGGAUUCUGCCCCCCUUUGCCCCACAAUCAGGCCGACAAGUUUAUGCUGAGUCCCGAUGAGCGGCUCAACAUGGCUUACGUGGGCGCUGUGCCGCAUGGCGGGAUCCGGCAGGUGCGCGUACACUGGCUGUUGGAGCUCGUUACCGCGCGGGAGGAGAAUGGAAGGUUGAAUUAUAACUUCACCCAGCUGGACUCGAUGAUUGGGCUUCUCAUACAAAACGGUCUUAGACCUGGAUUCGAGCUCAUGGGCAGCCCGUCUGGCUUCUUCACCGACUUCGAAAACAAAACGCAGCUGGUGGCGUGGAAGAGCCUGGUCUCGGAGCUGGCAAAGCGCUACGUCGAUAUGUAUGGGCUGCGUGAAGUCCUUCAGUGGAACUUCGAGACUUGGAAUGAACCAGAUCACGGCGACUUCGACAACAUCAGCAUGACGGUGCAAGGCUUUCUAAAUUAUUAUGACGCAUGCUCGGAGGGGCUGCGACAAGCGAGUCCGCGGCUGAGGUUCGGGGGACCCGGGGACUCGUUCCGGCCUCCACCACGCUCUCCCAUGUGUUGGGCCCUCCUCCAGCACUGCCACAACGGAGCAAACUACUUCACAGGGGAGCGUGGGGUGCGCCUCGACUACAUCGCCAUGCACAAGAAGGGCAACGGCAGCUCCAUGCACAUUCUGGAGCAGGAGCUCGAGGCCGUGGACUUGAUCCAGCGCCUCUUCCCACGUUUCCAAGCCACUCCCAUCUACAACGACGAGGCAGACCCGCUCGUCGGGUGGUCCACGCCGACAGAGUGGAGGGCCGACGUCACCUACGCAGCCAUGGUGGCCAAGGUGAUCGUUCAACACCAGCGUCUGCUCAUGGCCAAGCCCAACGGCACGAUCAAGUACACGCUGCUCAGCAACGACAACGCCUUCCUGAGCUACGUGCCGCACGUCUUCACACAGCGCACGCUGGCCGCACGUUUCCAGGUCAACGACACAAGGCCGCCGCACGUGCAGAUGAUCCGCAAGCCCGUGCUCUCCGCCAUGGGAUUGCUGGCUCUCCUCGGGGAGCGGCAAGUACUGGCGAACGUUUAUCGUCCGGACGGGCACAAGGAAGGGGCCAAUGGGACAUUCGGAGUCCUGGCUAGCACUCACGAGGUAGCCGCGAGCCUCCCGGCCACCGACAGCUGGCAGUGCUCGCUGCUCAUCUACAACAGCGACGACGUGAGGACGUCUACCUGCGUCAGCCCAGUCACCGUCGUCGUUAGCAACCUCCCGUCUGACAAAGAACUGGUGUACGUUGGAUAUCAGUUGGACAAUAAGCAAACAAAUCCCUACGCACUGUGGAAAGCCAUGGGCAGCCCGCCCUUUCCAUCUCCCAAGCAGUUUCGACUCCUGCGUGAACUGGAGGAUCCGGUGGUUAGCAGUCCGCUGCCUGUGUUGGGUGUUGGCCCGUUGCGACUCACACUGGCCCUGCCUCAGCCGUCGGUCUAUCUGCUGCACGUGUGUGCUAAGCCUCAAGGUGUGCCAUGUCAGGUCGCUGGACUCCGCGUGAUGCCUCUCACCAAAGGUCAGGCCCUCGUCGUGUGGGACGACGAUGGUGCGUGCUCCCGGUGCUUGAAAACGUUUGAGGUGGAGUUUUCACCGACAGGGGAACGCUACGCGAGGAUCCACGUGAAGGACAGCAUUUUCACCCUUGCCGUUCACUCCCCAACUCUCAGCGAUCCUGGAGGUGGAUCUGUGACGGGAUUCUACAGAGUCCGUGCUGUUGAUUACUGGAGUCGUCCUGGAACAUUCUCUCUUCCUGUUUAUUAUAAAGACCGUGCGCAAACUUAAUGAGUCCCAUCCUGAUCCAAAAAAUAUUCAACAUAAUCUGUAAAAAAAUAAUUCCUCUAAUAUCCCUGUAGUUGAUUUACAGGGAUAGUAGAAAAAAGUUUACAUUGUUUUUAAUCCACAAUGCCACAAUAGUCUGUACGAAAUUAGAAUGUAAUUGUGCAGUUGAAGAUUAAUCAUCCAAAAUGUUUAUUAGGUUAACAGAACAAUGGGCAGCUCGGGAUGAGUGCAACCCUUUGAUCACCACAUGAGUGGAAAGGCUUUAAAGCAAAACAAGAGCACCAGCCAAGCGAUUCUUUAGUAUAUUUGUAUUGGUGAUACGUCUUCUGCUACCUUACGUCCAUAACCAAGCUUACUCCAGAUUCUUUUUAAGGUUGACAACUAUAUUGAAUGCCCUGUGCUAAUGAGUGUUUACUCUUUCAUUUAUUUAUGCUUGAAAUAAGGCAAUGUGUUUUAUGUUUUGGAAAGUUAUGAUAGUAAAGUAUUAAGAACCUUAUUGAAGACCCAACAAAGCAACAGCCUGGCCUCUGUCUUCUUACCCCACGACAGUGGACCACUUUCAACCAUGUCCGAACAACACAUGGAAGGUGUGGACUUUUCCUCUAUAAAUGGAAGAUCAGGGACUCGCCAAACUGCAAAUGCAGUCAGAUGCCACCCCUCGGGCAUAUCAAUACAACACGCAUGUUCUGGUGGAACAAGCGGACCCCACUUGGCUACCCUUAGAUGCUGUGGAAUGGCUGCCAACAUUGAACAUACAACUGUCGCCUGUUGCGUUUUUUUCAAAUGCCAUACAAAAGAAAAUAACAGUACAGUGUUAUUUUAAUCCCAUACAUAUUGAAACGCAUUUCUCAAGGGACAGCACGUCAAUAUUGUAUGUACAAUAUGAGAGAAGUGUUUAGUUACAUGAUGUUGCCGUUUAUUUGUUUAAAAUGAAAAACGCAAUUUAAGUAAAUGCACCGUAAGCAGCUCAAUCUACAAUGUUUCGGUAGUAAUGUAAUUUAAUAAACACGUCGAUUAACAUAA